Molecule: messenger RNA, 3274 nt
Organism: Brassica napus (rape)
Lineage: Eukaryota; Viridiplantae; Streptophyta; Magnoliopsida; Brassicales; Brassicaceae
Exons: 2
Coding region: 861-3146 (761 amino acids)
Molecular function (GO): zinc ion binding
Source: RefSeq, a predicted model, not a curated record
UAAACUGCAUAAACCUCAAUUACACUGUACCAUACUUAAAUUUCUUAUCGUUUAUAUUUUCAAAACUGUAGUUACCAUUUGACCCUUCAUCUCACUUCCGUUUUUAUUAGGGAAAAUUGGAAAAAUGGGACACUUUGAACUUUUAUUUGUCACAAUAGGAUUUCUGAUAUUUUGGACAAUUCUGGACAUAUUUUACCCUUUUUUAAUAGAAAAAAUAGUAAACUGAAUUUUAAAAAUGUUAAAAAAUAUCAAAACUAUUGGAAACAUAAGUAUGACAAUAUAUAUGUUUAAAUUGUUUUUUUUUUUAAAAUGAAUCAUAUUUUAUUUCAUCUUCUAGCUACAGUUAUAAUACUCAUUCUGGUCAUCUACUUAGUCUAGAAUUCGGCUACUAAUGUUUAUACAUAGAUAUAUCUUUGGUAUACAACGUAACCUAUCUUUUCUUAUAUAUUCUAACCAAAGCUAGGUUACGUUACGUUAUAAUCAAGAAAGAUGUCUUUCUUAUACCUUUAGCUUGGUUACGACAUGUAGCCACAAUGCGUUGAUAUACCCUAUCUAUAUUUGGAGCCAUGAUGUGGUCUGCCUUUUACCUUAUGUGGCGCCUAGGGAAGAAUAUGUUUCACAUCUACUCUACUGUGUUCUGACUUACAUAGGUUAUACAUUCUACAGGAAAUCCGAAAAAUAUGGAAACUUCCAUAAUCGGUUAAAGAUGUUUCCUAAAUCUAAACUAAAUCUUCCCUAAAUAUCUCCAAGAAUAUUUUCUCCCACGUUUUUCUCCUUCUCCCACGAUCUUUUGUCGUCGUUCUUUGUGUUUCUCUCUUCUUCAUCGACAUAAUCAUCUCUCUUUUCUCUAUCAAUACAACAUGGUUCUAAUCUAUGUCAAAUCGGGUGAAUGGAUGUGUAGUCGCGGUGAUGACUGGAGUUUCGUGGUAGACAAAGAAAGGCGUGGUCGAAUGGUAACAUUAGCAACUACUACUACGUUGAAGCAGCUCAAGAUAAUGGUGUGUGAGGAUUAUGGGGUGGACCAUAAUGCCAUUAAUGCCGAGUUCAGUUAUUCGUUGUUGAAUCAAAAAGGGAAUCCUCCUAUUAUUAUCACCAAUGAUCGGCAAGCAUCUAAUUUUGUGGGCUAUGCAAAGAGGGAAUCGUCUACUACCUUGUGUGUGAUGUUCUCUGUUUCCGGUGUAAAUCAAAAGGAACGAGUCAAUAUCGAUUUGAAUAAGGAGCCUUGCGAUUCAAGUAAUGUUGAGGAUGAAGAAGUUCCUGAGAUAAAUCGAGCAGAGUUUGUCAAGCCGUCAAAGGAGUCUUUUGUUAAAAGAACGAAUCAUGUCGCUGCAGAUGGUUGCGGUCCUUUAAGGAGUGAAAACAUUGAACUUUUUCAAAACAAUGGAGACAGUGAUAAGGAUGGUCGAGCUUGGAGAGGAGACUUCGUGAAGAAGGAUCAAAUUUUCACAAGUAAAGGGGUUCUGAAGGCAACAAUGGAAAUUUUAGCGAUGAAGAAUAAUUUCGAUUACACUGUUAUCAAAUCCACGAGAAAAUGGUGGUAUAUUCGAUGUAAAGAUGCAUUGUGCAACUGGACUGUGCGUGCAGAAGGAAUAGAUGGGUCUACAUAUUUCAUGAUCAACCAAUGUGAUGGAAGACAUUCAUGUGCUCCUUCAAAGAAAAGGAAAUUCGGAAAAACAGCAUCAGCAAGAACAAUUGGGACUCUGAUACAACAUCGAUUUGAUGAUGCAAACGAUGGCCCAAAACCGAAUGACAUCAUUCAAUUUAUGAGAAUGGAGCAUAGUUGUGAGAUUACUUAUUGGCACGCUUGGGAAGCUCGUGAGUUUGCUAUUGCAGCUGCUAGAGGUAUACCAGAUCGCAGUUACUCUAAAAUACCAGCAUAUCUGCAUAUGAUUAAAGAAGCAAAUCCUGGUACGCAUACUCACUAUGAAACUAAUGAGAAGGGAAGAUUCAUGUAUCUAUUUAUGUCAUUUGGGCAAUCAGUUAGAGGAUUCUACAAUGCAAUGCGAAGGGUGAUUGUUGUUGACGGAACUUUUCUGAAAAAUAAAUACAAAGGGACACUUCUUGUUGCUACUGCUGUAGAUGGUAACUCUAAUUUGUAUCCGAUUGCAUUUGGGGUUGUUGAUUCAGAGAAUGACGAUUCUUGGGGGUGGUUCUUCAGACAGUUGAAAGUGGUUAUUGCUGAUUGUCAAGACCUAGCUUUUGUCUCAGAUAGAAAUGCGUCUAUUUCUAAAGCUAUUGGGACUGUCUACCCUCGAUCAGCACAUGGAAUUUGCAUUCAUCACUUAUUGACCAAUGUGGUCUCAUUUUUCAAGACAAAAGGAUUGACUGCGUUGGUAGAAAAGGCUUCACGGGCAUAUAGAUACACUGAAUUUCAAGAACGUAUCACCGAAAUUUUUGAUAUGAGUCCUGAGCUUGGAAGAUAUCUACGGGAGGCUGAUGUGCGCAAAUGGGCUCGUUCUCUCUUCCCUGGUUCCAGGUAUGACAUUAGGACCACGAACCCUGCAGAGUCUAUAAAUUCAGUUCUUAGAAUACCUAGAGAAUAUCCGGUUAUUCCUUUGCUUGAUAGUAUAAGAGAACUGUUGACUCGAUGGUUCUAUGAGCGUCGCUUGUUAAGCUCAAAGCAUCUAGAUCCUUUAACCGCUAAGGUGGAGAGAAAGAUUGAUAGGAGAAUUGUGAAGGCAAAAGGAUUCCAGGUUUACAAGGUUGACAACUUCAGAUCGGUUGUAAAAGGAGACAUAUAUGAUUGUCAUGUUGAUUUGGAAAGAAGAACAUGCACAUGUGGUAAGUAUGAUAUAGGAAAAAUUCCUUGCCGACACGCCAUUCCUGCAAUUUAUUCACGAGGUAUGGAAGUGCACAGAUUCACUGACGCCUUAUACAGCACUGCAGCGUGGAGAACCGCCUAUGCAGAUUCCAUUAAUCCAAUAGCAGUUGUAGAGUCAGAAUGGAAUGUCCCUGCUGAGGUUAAACUUGCAAAGGUUUUACCACCAAAGACAAGAAAGAGUGCUGGUCGACCAGUAAAGAGAAGGUAUGAAUCAGUAGAAGACAAGAUCGCAUCUUCUCAAGGAUCAAAGAAGAAUAAAAAGCAUAAGUGUAGCCGUUGUGGAACUGAAGGACACAAGAGAGGAACAUGCGAUUUACCCAUCUAGUUUGUUAUGUGUCUGCAUCUGUCUCUGUUUUUUUCUUUAUUGCUUUUGAAACAAUUUGAUCUUCUGUUUAAGAACCUAUUUGACAAUUUGGUAUUUGCUAAACUAUAGAGACAAAUCGAUUUAUUCUA